Messenger RNA from Phyllopteryx taeniolatus (common seadragon), 1226 nucleotides. RefSeq names its product V-type proton ATPase subunit E 1-like. Gene Ontology annotation, molecular function: proton-transporting ATPase activity, rotational mechanism. Lineage: Eukaryota; Metazoa; Chordata; Actinopteri; Syngnathiformes; Syngnathidae. The record is from RefSeq and is a predicted model, not a curated record. Gene Ontology annotation, biological process: proton transmembrane transport. The coding region runs from base 179 to 832 and encodes 217 amino acids. Gene Ontology annotation, cellular component: proton-transporting two-sector ATPase complex, catalytic domain. The transcript has 10 exons.
UUAUUUUGAAACAUCUAACCGGAAAUGAUGUCUCGUCUCGUAUUUCACUUUGAUGCGGAGGGAGUGGACUCACCAAGUUACUGUAACGCGAACAGGAUCCCACAAAUAGUCGUAAAAUCUCGUUUAUUUUUUUAACCACUCUAAAUAAACAUACAUUUUAAUAAUAACAACAACAAACAUGGCGCUCACCGAUGCCGACGUCCAAAAACAGAUAAAGCACAUGAUGGCCUUCAUCGAGCAAGAGGCCAAUGAAAAAGUUGAGGAAAUUGACGCCAAAGCGGAGGAAGAGUUCAACAUCGAGAAAGGACGUUUAGUGCAAACGCAGAGGGUGAAAAUAAUGGACUACUACGAGAAGAAGGAAAAGCAGAUUGAACAGCAUAAGAAAAUCCAGAUGUCCAACCUGAUGAACCAAGCACGGCUGAAGGUGCUGAAGGCCCGUGAUGACAUGAUCACGGACUUGUUGAUUGAAGCCCGGCAAAAACUUGCAGCGAUUGCGCAGGACCCCGCGAGGUACUCCACAUUGCUUGAGGGGCUUGUGCUCCAGGGUUUCUACCAACUGCUGGAAGAGAAAGUUAUCAUUCGUUGUCGCCAGCAGGAUGUGGAGAUGGUUCAGGUUGCAGUGAAUAAGAACAUCCCCAUCUUUAAAGCGGCUGUGAAAAAACACAUCGUUGUCCAAAUCGACAUGAACCAUUUUCUACCGUCAAGCAUCUGCGGAGGAGUGGAGGUGUAUAAUGACAACGGCAAGAUAAAAGUUUCUAACACUUUGGAGAACAGACUUGAACUUUUAGCGCAACAGGUCGCCGUACAGGAAGAAAAGAAUGAUCUAAAAUGAACAAAUACAAAAUGAGGAGUGAACUACAGCAAGAUGAUGCCUGAAAUCAGAGUGUCCUUAUUUGGCGCCAACCCCAACCGCAAGUUCAGAGAUUAACAGUGGAUUUAAAGGGUCCGGCGUUCACACAGGCGGAAUAGGUUUGAGUGGUGUUGCAUCGUUCUCGUCACAAGUGCCUUUCUUCUUUUUAACUGGGCGAGCCCAGUGACUUGUCUUCGAUUUCAUUUCAGCCUUGUGUGCCAAAUGUGUGUGUAUGUAUUUUUUUUUUUAAACAGUUUUACUAUGUUUACAACUGUAUACAAGCAAACAAACAACAUGUUUAUUAUUAUUAUUAUUAUUAUCAUCAGGGAGCUCUUAAUAUUCAAAAGCCAAAGUAAUAAAUAAGUGCGACACAGAA